UAUCCUAAAAAGUGAACGCUUGCUUGCCUGCCUACAAUUUGGAUGCAUCUAUUCUCUUCUCACGAUAACCUACCUAUGUGCUCGCUCGCACAUUCCCCUUCUCUUGGAAUCUAUAGUAAAAUCCCCAUCUUUCUCUUCCAAAGCCCACAGGCUUGAUCCAUCCAUCGUCAGAAACUAUUAAGGAGUUGUGGUAGCUAGUCCAUGCAGAAAUCUCAGGUGAUUGAUGAAAUUGUUGCCUUUUUCGUUCUUCGAAAAUCGUGAUAAUCACUGGCAAAAAAAGAAAACUGUGAUAAACCAAAGGUAAUUUAUUCAACAAUUGUGUGUGACGGCACAAUAUUGUAUCCAUCAAAUUGUUAUCUCUUGUCCGAGCCGCUUAGCAAAUUGUCGCCUCAGGUUUAUGCUCUGCUCUAGCCUCUAGGGUUUUCUAAGCUAUGCUUUGCUUGGGAACAUUCUCUAAUAUUCCUCGUGAAAUGGAAACAACCCAAAAAAUUGGCAUCAUCAACUGAUUUGUCACUGCCGGCUCAAAAAAUGUACCAAAAGCUGUACUAGCUCAUAUAUACAGGGCAUGCACUGGCAUAAGAUCAACAAAAUGUAUCCUUCUCACACUAUGGUAGGCCUUAUUCUGGUUUGGACGGAAUUAGUAUUAGAUUCAUUUAGGCAAGUGUGCUGUCAUUUCCAUGAGGAGAAAUGUCAUAGAUUCUCUUCUAAAAGUUUGGACUUUUUUUAAGAAUUGGAAACCUUGUCUUUUUGCUCGAGAGAUGGUGAGAAUAUAUGAAACAGAUGAUUUUCUGUUCAUUAAUUUUUUUUUUUUUGGUUUACAUUGUAUGGUGUUGGUUCUUAAUAGUCAUCGGGUGUGCUCCACAUGCAUUCGCACUCCUCUGUGUUUCACGUUCUUUAGAAAAAGGCAUUAAUGCUCUAGUUAUCUACAGAGAAAUCUUUAUUAGGCAGAGAAAUAAAGUGAUACAAAAAAUAAAGUAAUAGGAACAGAGAAUUUUACAUAUGUACCCGUCCAAGAUUCUUUUUGUGGAGGAAUAACACUCUCCUGUAAUUUUCUCUCUCUUUCUUUUGAUCAACACGUCUCAAGGAAAGCAUAUAAAAGAGGGAGGGUGGAUACCAGCUUUUACUCGUGGUUAUAAUGGCAGGGCCUGAUAACCAAGCCAAGCCUAUUGACAGAAGAGAUUUUGCGACGGUCUUAGCAUCCCAAGGGGUUGAUUUUCUUAUUUCCGUUGAAGGAAAGGUACCCUUAUCAUCAUGUGAUGGGAAGAUAAUCUGCCUCUUCUUCUCGGCAAACUGGUGCAGGCCAUGCAAAACCUUUGUUCCUCAGCUUGUGCAACUUUAUAACAGCCUGAGAGAUGAGGGUAAAAAUCUAGAGAUUAUCUUAAUCUCCUUUGACCGUGAUGAGGAUGGAUUCAAGGAGCACUUCAAGUGCAUACCGUGGCUUGCAGUUCCAUUUGAUGUGGAAUUGAACAGAAAAUUGAGUGAAAUCUAUGGCAUCAAUCGCAUUCCAUCAUUUGUUUCAUUGGCUUCAGAUGAAAUAUCAAUUGAAGAAGAUCUGAUUGGGUUGAUAGAGGACUAUGGUUCCCAAGCAUUUCCCUUCACCUGGAGGAGAAGAGAGGAACUGAGGGCUAUUGAUGAUGAAAAGCGCCGAGGUGGAAAACUAGAACAGCUUUUGGCGCACGAAGGACGAAAUUAUGUUUUAUCUAGAGAUGGUAGACAGAUGACAAUAUCCGAACUUGUUGGGAAAACAAUAGGCCUCUAUUUUGGAGCAUACUGGUGCCCUCCUAGCCGUGCCUUUACUACCCAACUUGUAAAAGCUUACAAUGAGCUGGUAACCACAAGGAAUGGAUGCUUCGAAAUUGUAUUGGUGUCCACAGAUCGAGACCUUAUAGAAUUUAAUACCAACCUAAGUAACAUGCCAUGGCUUGCCAUUCCAUACGAGGAUAGGACCCGUCAAGACCUGUGUAGGAUAUUCAACAUUAAAGGGAUUCCUGCUUUGGUGAUGAUUGGGGAGGAUGGAAAGACUAUUAGCACAGAUGGGAAGGGGAUGAUUUCUUCGUAUGGUGCCAAGGCCUUCCCGUUCACAGAGAGGAGGAUUGCAGAGAUAGAAGCAGGGUUGAAAAAGGAAGGAGAUGCAUUGCCUCAGCAAGUGAAGGACAUAAAGCAUCAACAUGAAUUGAAAUUAGACAUGGCAAAAGCCUAUGUUUGCGACUCUUGUAAAAGGCAAGGGAGGUUCUGGGCAUUCUCUUGUCAGGUGUGUGAUUAUGACCUUCACCCUGGAUGUGUGCAAGAAACAGAGUAAUUUUAUCAAUACUAGUGAUAAUAAAAUUAAAUAUUAAUACACUAGUCGUAACAAUGCGUUAAUUAUUUUGGGUACUUCAACUGUAAGCAGUGAUGGGUGUACUGCUGUUGAUUUAUAUAGAUAUAUUUACCCAAAUUGAUUUU
This is a messenger RNA of Manihot esculenta (cassava), 2442 nucleotides long. Its product is annotated as probable nucleoredoxin 3. The transcript has 4 exons. NCBI's taxonomy places the organism in Eukaryota, Viridiplantae, Streptophyta, Magnoliopsida, Malpighiales, Euphorbiaceae. Bases 1136 to 2299 code for a protein of 387 amino acids. Gene Ontology annotation, molecular function: thioredoxin-disulfide reductase (NADPH) activity. The record is from RefSeq and is a predicted model, not a curated record.